AUGGGCCUACACAGUGAACCGUUAGAUCAAGAGGACCAAGACACCAUAAUACUCGAUGCAAGAGCUGGCGAUUUGGAUUCUCUGAAAGAUAUAUUUACAACUUUAGUCAGUCCCGAGUUACUUUCGACUUGUAAGGAAAGUGAAUCUGAUUCUACGGCUUUACAUAUGGCUGCUGCCAACGGUCAUAUAGAGACCGUUCGGUAUAUACUGGAGACGGUUUCUCGCGCAAAUAGUGCCGAAGACUUGAAAGCUUUUGUUAAUGAGGUGAACAAAACAGGCAACACGGCUUUACAUUGGGCGUCGUUGAAUGGCAAAUUAGACGUGGUCAAGCUACUGUGUGAUGAAUAUGAGGCAGACCCCUUUAUUAGAAACAAAUUCGGCCACGAUGCUAUCUUUGAGGCCGAGAACAGCGGGAAGGAAGAAGUGGAAACAUACUUUUUGAAGAAGUAUGAUGUCGAACCUGAAGAUGAUGAAGAAGACACACAAACUGAGGGCAAGAAUUCGGUCCAAAUCACAAAGGGUACAGAAAUUGAACAAGUCACCAAGGAAGCCACCGAGGCUUUAAGAGAAGAAACCGAGAAACUGAAUAUAAAUAAAGACUAA
Molecule: messenger RNA, 603 nt
Organism: Saccharomyces cerevisiae S288C
Lineage: Eukaryota; Fungi; Ascomycota; Saccharomycetes; Saccharomycetales; Saccharomycetaceae
Gene: YAR1
Product: Yar1p
Exons: 1
Coding region: 1-603 (200 amino acids)
Biological process (GO): protein folding
Source: RefSeq, marked reviewed